AUGGGCAAAAGUUCUGUGUCGGCGGGCCUUGCGUUUCAGAAGCCAUCGUCAGCCCCACCGCAUGCGUCCAGCGGGUCGCUCUUGUGGUAUAGUCUGCCAUUGGCGUGUUACACUGGAGGCCCCGCACUUGUCGGUAAAGAGGCCGCCGGGAUCUUUACUUCAAUGGCAUCCCGGGGAGUUGACAGUACCGCAGACGCAGGCGAUGCAUCAUCGCCUCCCGAAGAUGCAGAGUCCACAACUCGUCGCUUGCUCUCCGCCGCAGCAGACUCGGAAGCUAGCGAUACUUCACAAAUGCCCCGAGGCCUGUUUCGGUCGGGACUCCGUUCAAUUCACUCGUUGAAGCGUCUGAAAGACUUAGAGGAUGCCGAUGAAGCUUUAGGCACUGAGCAGGAAAGGGCUUCGCCCAGCUCGUGUGCCAUCCCGCAACGUACCUCUACAGAAGCUCCGCAGGAACCCAGAGAGGAUGAACAGAGAGGCUCGGACAGCGACGACGACACCUUGGAGGUUGUGAGGAGCAUGAAGGACCUGCAGCGCAUGCGCGGGGGUCCGCGAAAGGGUCUGGACGCUCGUGUGGCCCUACAGGAAACACUUCAGGACAAGGAUGAUGAAGAGGCAGAAGACGCCGUGGGCCUCCUCGAAAAGAACUUUGCUGCAGGAGGCCCUGGAUCCGUGACCGAUAAACACUUAGAAGAAUUUUUGCGUGAACGCAUGAAAGAUAAACAGCACGAAACCCGCGAGGAGAAGGCCCUGAGGGAGCAUGAGAUGGUAGACAAGAUGAGGGACCUGUAUGCUAUUCCCGACCACUUGAAGGUUGCAGACAAGACGGAGGAGUACAAAGAUCAGAUGAACUGGGUCACAGGCCUCGUCGAAGUUGAGCUUCCCAUGGAAACAAAGCUGAAAAAUAUCGAGGCAACCGAACGAGCAAAGCGUCAAUUGCUCCGGAAGGGAUUGCUGGAGGAAGCAGAGGAGAAUCCAGAGGACCCUGACGUCGUCCGCAAAACGGCGUUUGUUUCAAAGGGCUUUUUGCAUUUCGCUUGUGAGCAUCUUCAGGCUCAGAAGGCUCGUGACGGGCACGAGGUCAAGCAGUUCGCCAAGAGAACGAAAAGGAUGAACGAAGGCAGAGGCAGGGUCGGCGUCGCGCCAAUGUGA
Messenger RNA from Eimeria acervulina, 1149 nucleotides. RefSeq lists its product as hypothetical. The transcript is spliced from 7 exons. Gene Ontology annotation, cellular component: spliceosomal complex. The record is from RefSeq and is a predicted model, not a curated record. NCBI's taxonomy places the organism in Eukaryota, Apicomplexa, Conoidasida, Eucoccidiorida, Eimeriidae. Gene Ontology annotation, biological process: mRNA splicing, via spliceosome. The coding region runs from base 1 to 1149 and encodes 382 amino acids.